Capronia epimyces CBS 606.96 is the source of this 1491-nucleotide messenger RNA. RefSeq lists its product as uncharacterized. The record is from RefSeq and is a predicted model, not a curated record. Gene Ontology annotation, molecular function: transmembrane transporter activity. Gene Ontology annotation, cellular component: membrane. Bases 1 to 1491 code for a protein of 496 amino acids. Lineage: Eukaryota; Fungi; Ascomycota; Eurotiomycetes; Chaetothyriales; Herpotrichiellaceae. The transcript has a single exon. Gene Ontology annotation, biological process: transmembrane transport.
AUGUCCCCAAAGAGCGACAUCCGCGCCACCCACACGGCGUCGGACACUGCCUCAGCCCUCUCCGAGUCCGUCCAGGCCACACACAAUUCCAACCAACAUGCCCCUACGCAGACGCAGACGCAGACGCAAGUCCAAGCCGACGCCGAGUUGCGCCUCCGUCGCAAAGUCGAUCUCCGCCUAUGCACCAUCGCGGGCAUUUUGUGCAGCCUGAAUCUGCUCGACAGCGGGAUCAUCUCCUCGGCGUCGGUGACCAGCAUGCUGUCGGACUUGCAUCUCACGGGAGACCGCUACUCGGUCUCCAUCUUCAUCUUCACCGUGGCAUCGGUGUGUUUUCAGCUCCCAGCCACGGUCCUCAUGCGGCUCGUCGGGCCUAGGCUCUUCUUUUCCACCGUCACUUGCACCUUUGGCCUGAUCACCAUGUGCACGGCCGCCAUCAGCAGCUGGAGACAGAUGAUUGCCCUGAGAGUGCUGCUGGGCAUAUCCAUGUCUGGCAUCUACCCUGGCCUGACUUACUUGAUAUCAGCAUGGUACACGCGGAAGGAGCAGCAGCUCAGGUUUGCAUUGCUGCAGUCUGGCCAGGUCGUGAUUCUUGCCACGGGCUCAAUCGUCAACUACGGUCUGAACCACCUCGACCACCGUCACGGUCUGCGAGGCUGGCAGUACAUGUAUCUCGUUCAAGGCGCCAUCACUGUCUGCGUAGGCAUCGUCACUUACGUUUGGAUGGUCGACUUCCCCGAUCGCUGCGAGAAUUCCCUCUGGUUCCUCUCGGAAGAUGAGAAAAGCCUGGCCUUGUCGCGCAUCCACGACGACCGAAGUGAUGCGGCAAAACCUGAACCGUUCAGCCUGUCCGCCGUCUUGGUUCAUUUCCUCGACCCGAAGCUGUACGUGUUUAGCGUGCUGUUCUUCCUGCUCAACCUCGUGUCGACCGCGCUGUCAUACUUCCUGCCGAUUAUCCUACAGGGCGGAAUGGGAUUCGACUCCAACCAAGCUAUAAUACUGUCGUCUCCGCCGUACUAUUACGCCGUCAUUCCAGCUAUACUAUCUUCGUUCAUUGGGGACAGAUACCGCAUCCGGGCACCCAUCAUCAUCUUCAACGCCAUUAGCCUGAUCGCCGGGUUCUGCAUGCUGGGCUUUCCGAGCCAAGUAACUGUAAGAUACAUUGGAACCUUUCUGGCCACUGGAGCCUAUGUGUCCAAUUGGGCCGCUCUCAACGCGUACCAGGCCAACAACGUGGUGGGACAAUGGAAGCGCGCCACUGUGGCAGCCGCCGUCUCGGCUUGUAAUGGCUUGGGCGGCAUAGCCGGUAGCUAUAUUGUCCGUCAACCAGAAGCUCCACGGUAUUUGACCGCGAUCUGGGUGAGUAUUGGAAGCCAUAUCCUGAUGAUAGUCUUGGUUGCCGCCUGUACGGUCUGGUUCUGGAUCAUGAAUCGCAGGGCUAAACGGGGAGAGCAUGUCAUUGAAGGAGUUCCGAAUUUCCGAUACACCUAUUGA